AAGCAAACCACACCAGAGCACCCGCCAACCACCCACAUUAAAUUGAUGAAUUUUGAAACACGAUAAAAACAUAAUUUAAAAUAGCAUAGUAAUAUAGUACAAUAUACAACCUGAAGGAAUGGGCAGGCCUGGAACUCACAGACAGGCUCAGCAGAAAAGCUGAAGACCAGAAGGAGUAGAGGAAGCUGGUGGCAAAACCUUCAAAAGCGCCCCGACGGACAUCCAGUCUACGGGAUAGGUGAAGGUGAAGGUAAAGGUGAAGCAAGGAGCUUAAAUCUAUCAGGCGUGCGGUGCCGCCCACAGAGCAUCCUCCAUUACUGUAACCUCCUUGAGGUGAAAGUGAAGUUAGCAGUUGAUCUCGUGCCAACCACUGCAGUCACCUGACCUGGCCGAGAUGUCGCUGUUGAGGGCAGCGUCCCGGUUCCGGAAGAGCGGCGGCCGGAAGAGCGUGGAGUCCACAGAUGGCGGGACGGAGCCAGGCACCGAGGAAACGGCAAGGUCACCCAGCUCGGCCCGCGGCUCUUUCUCCAACGCCCUGGCCAAAGUCUCACAGCUCAAGAAGCUCAUGGAUGCUGCAUCAGUGGCUGCAAGUGCUGGGGGCCAGGACUCAAAAAGACCCAAAUUCACGAUCUGGCCAGAGUGGAAUGAUGCCGAUGUGAAUGCUGAAAAAUGGGGUGCGGAUGCUGCUAAGAAGGAAGACAAGAAAGGGAAGUCUCCUACUGUUUCACAACAUUACUUCGAGGACCCAGAUGGUAAAAUUGAGAUGCCACCCUCCUUGAGGGUAGAUUCAUGGAAAAGACCAGCGGAUUUCUUGAUGGAUAAGGUGCCAGUCAUUGUGGACACUGAUCACGUGAGCAGUGGCUUUGACCUGAUUGCCAACAACGAACAUUUACACGAGAGUGAGUUCCUGCGCUACUGCAUCAGCCAAGUGAUGGCUCUGUGGGACAUGUGUUCGGUGCCCGUACCGCCGGAUGUGAACCUAGAGGCCACAGCACCGGGCGAUGACCCCUCCCACUCCUGGAGGCCCUGGGAACACAUCUACGCGCUGUGCAAGGCCGGCAAGGGACCUCAUCUGCCUCUCUACAACAGCCACGGGAAAUACGUCGUUCGCCUAUAUUGGAUGGGAUGCUGGCGGAAGAUUACUAUCGAUGAUACUGUACCGUUUGAUGAUCAAGGUCGAAUGCUGUUACCAUCAACAACACUGACCCAUGAGCUCUGGCCAAUGCUGCUUACAAAAGCUCUCAUCAAGGUUGCUUCUCUUGAUUACUCUGGUGGGAAUCCCAGCCAAGAGUUUGGGGACAUGACUGUGCUGCAGUGUCUCACAGGAUGGAUCCCGGAGGCUAUACCUCUGCUGCCGAGCCACAUGGCUGAGGUGUGGCAGCUGAUGAAGAAAGCGCUGCCCGAGUGGACACUUCCUGAGCAGGAGUGGGAGAAACCACCGGAGACUACGGACGUCACGUCGAAGGAAUCCGUGCCAUCUGAAGGAGCACCUAAAGAGGAAAAGCUGGAGAAGGAAGGAACACAGAAAGACAUGAAGGAUGGAAAAGCUGAGAAAGGCAAAGAUGGAAAGGAAAAAGGGAAAGAUGGAAAAGAAAAAGAGAAAGGAAAAGAUGACAAGAAAGACAAGAAGGACAAAGACAAAGAAAAGGACAAGGACAAAGGAAAGGAGAAGUCCAGUCUGGAUGACAUUGUGCUCCCUGAGAAGCCAGAGCUGGUGAUGUUUGCCACCUACAGCUCCACUCCCAAGUUCCCUGUCAAGGUGUCUGUGCUGGGAGAAAUGGCGGAUGCGAGUGAGAAACUGCGUCAGAAUGGGCUGUCCCACCAGUACCCUCACCCCGUGUGCCUCACACAGACCAGGUCCUGCCCCCUGGAGCCUCCACCCCCGCCUGUGGUCAUCCCCUCCUGGAAGCUCAUCCGGCCCAGGAAGAGGAAAUCUCCGCCCCACGAUGAGCCCGUGGCUGAUCCGGAGCCACCAAAAGAAAUCCAGUGUCUGGAGAUCACAUCGGCUUUUGUCAACUACAAAGUCAGCCCGGUGCCCAUUCCAACAGACACACACCGUCCGAAGUCGUCUCUUGAGCGGGGAGGGGCUCGGUCCAGAGCGGACACGGAGGGUGCCAUCGAGGAGAUGGAUGAGAACGCCCCGACUCCACGCACGCUCACCCCGGAGCCUGAGCCAGCGCCACCUGUGGAGGAGCCCAAAGAGGAGGAGGAACCGCCCAAAGAGAAGCCUGGGACGCCCAAACGAAAGGCAUCUGGCAAGGCGGGUCGAGGGUCGGCUUCCAAGGAACGUAGUCAGACCAAGCGUCCCGAGUCUCGCCAGUCUAACAAAACUGAUGAUGGGAAACCUGACAAGGUCAAAGAGAGUCAGAAGGCAGAGGUUCCAGCCCCCGGUGGCCCCUCUCUCGGUGGAAACGCGGCCGGAGGUCUGGCGCCCCCAGCCAACGUAGUUCUGGGCCCGGACGGAGAGCCGCUUCCUGCGGAGGAGGAGGAGGAACCGCCCAAGGAGAAGCCUGGGACGCCCAAACGAAAGGCAUCUGGCAAGGCGAGUCGAGGGUCGGCUUCCAAGGAACGUAGUCAGACCAAGCGUCCCGAGUCUCGCCAGUCUAACAAAACUGAUGAUGGGAAACCUGACAAGGUCAAAGAGAGUCAGAAGGCAGAGGUUCCAGCCCCCGGCGGCCCCUCUCUCGGUGGAAACGCGGCCGGAGGUCUGGCGCCCCCAGCCAACGUGGUGCUGGGCCCGGACGGAGAGCCGCUUCCUGCGGAGGAGGUUGUACCGGAACCACCACCAGACAACACGCCCAAACCCAAGAAGGCCUGGAUGGACUUUGACAUCUUCUGUAAAUGUUUCAGGACUCUGUACAUCUUCCACAAGUCCAACACCUACUUGUGUAACCAGUACUACUCAGACCUCAAGUCCAGGACUCUGUACAUCUUCCACAAGUCCAACACCUACUUGUGUAACCAGUACUACUCAGACCUCAAGAGUGUGACGCCUUCCAGCACCACGGCCCCGAGUAAGACGGAGAAGAGACCCCCACAAGCAACAUCGACCCGCGGUAGUCUGAUGGCUCGUGCCAGUCUUCUGUUGGAGUCGCACGAGGAAAUGGAGGAGCUGGAGGAAGCACCAAAUGAUGGCUCUCCAUUUUACUUGUUCGUGGACAAUUUGGCUCAGACGGAGAUCGUGGUGUCGUACUCCGUGCUGUCUCGCUGGUUUGACCCGCCCCUGCCGCUCGUCGAGGAGAAGAAAGCUCUGUCGCAGAUCAAGCAGGGGAAAGAGAAAGACUUGGACAAGGAACCGACUAAUGCCUCGAUCAGUCUAGACUCGGUUGUGGGAGAGCAAAAGCCGCCGCCCCCCGUGCAGCCCGGUACGUUGGUCGCUGAGCCGUACUCGUGGAAGAGCCUGGUCACUGGCCAGCCCAUCCUCCGUCUGAGGACCACGGGGACCAAGUCAGCUGUGCUCACACUUCCUCCAGGACGGCACGUGCUGCGGUUCAUGAUGAGCUCCCCCCUGGGCCACCACGUCCACAUGUGCUCCACCGUCAACUUUGUCUUCGGGGACGAGGAGACCGUGAUGCCACAGCUGACAAACGAGAGCUGCCGUUUCCGUGACAAUGCUGUGCAGGUCAUCAUGAACCUGGGCAAGUGCAUCCUGGCAUUCAAGGACCCGACGAUGUUGACCAGCGCCUGGGCGGAGCUGGUGGCCAGUCAUUGCCCGUAUCUGGAGGACAAGCAGAUGUCCAAGACACAUCACUUCCAGGUUUUCAACGAGGCUUUGUACCAGAUGCUGAAGAAGACAGUCAAGGACAUCAUGUCUCCUGAUAUCGCUUUUGCGUGGCGCGCCUUCACCUUUGAUGCGACAACGUCAAACAUCCUGGCAAUUCCCGUAGGCAGUCGGCCAGCGACCCAAGGCUCCAACGCUCCCGGUGGGUACUCCCCCCCCUUUCCAGGAGAGGGACUGUGUGUUUUCAACGAGGCUUUGUACCAGAUGCUGAAGAAGACAGUCAAGGACAUCAUGUCUCCUGAUAUCGCUUUUGCGUGGCGCGCCUUCACCUUUGAUGCGACAACGUCAAACAUCCUGGCAAUUCCCGUAGGCAGUCGGCCAGGAUCUCAGGUCACCUCAGAAGAAAAACUUGCUGAAACAAAAGAUUCCACCCAGGCUGACGCUGGUGAAGCUGAGAAACCAGAAAAUCCUUGGGCCAACAGGGAAGCCAGUGUAGAGGAACAAAUCCAGACUGUGAAGAUACAGAAAGUCUGGCGUGGAUACUACGUGAGGAAAAUGAAGGCUGCAAGGACACCUGGAACGGAAGAGAAUCUCAAAGUGGCCGAGAACCUGACGAAGAGCUGGUCCCAGAUCGAGAGCACUGCCGAGGAGAAUGGACUUGUGUUACUCAGAGAGAUGUUCAAGCGGGACCCCGACAUUAUGUCCUUGUAUCCGUUCUACCAGGACGAGUGGAAUAAAAUCUCUUAUUCUGACUAUAAGGGUGUCUAUCAAGAGCAACCUUCCUUGACCUGGUUCAUCGUCUUCAGAGACAUUUUCUUCGUACAAGAAGAGAUGUUGCUGGUGCCACGCCUCUAUGUGCCGAUCGGCACGUGCAUGCUGCGGGUCAUCGACAAUGACACGGGACAGGAAGUGCCCAGAGUCUUCCAGAAAGUUGCUCCCUACGUCUACAAGAAGAAUAAGAAAGGGUAUUCUUUUGUUGCUGAGGCGAGGACUGUAGAGCAGCCCAUAACCUCCGGCAACUGGCGCAUGCGGCUGAUUGGGUCGCUGAACGCGUUGCCGGUGCCGCAGAGUGGGGAGGUGUGCUGUAACUUUGUCACCAAGGAGAUCCGGGACUACUACGUGCCCAACGUAAAGAACACCAUCUUCAGGCAAGCGGUCAAAGUGACGGAGGACCACUUCAGCAGCCUGCAGGUGAACACGUCCAAGCCCGACGUCUACAUCAAGCUGUCGGUACUGGACAACGAGGAGGAGGUGAUCAGCGCCGUGGGGAAAGGUCACGUGGUCAUCCCAGCCUUCACCUUCCUCAAGGACAUCACGCAGGAGGACAUUGAGAACAGGAGGUCGAGUUCUCGUGCAUUGCCAGAAGAGGAGGAAGGUGGUGAAGAUGAGCCGGAAGGACAAAAAAAUCAACCGACAGAAGACGCGGCGGUGCGAGGGUCCAUCGCAGCUCCCGCGACAAAGGCAGAGAAGAGCACGUCCAAGUUGAAGCGGACGGAAUCUGCCGUGAGCACAGAGCAGCAGCCUCCGUCUAGAAGCAGUAUGCGUUCUGAUGCUGAGCUGGCCGAGAGACUGGAAGACUCAAGACCCCACAAGUACAUCAUCCAGGCCACGGUGCUGCAGAACAGCUGGCCCCUGUCGGAGAGCAGCUGGAGAUUUGUGCAGAUGCUCAAGGAGAUGGAGAAGAAUGAACUCAAAGUUUUUGGUGACUCUGACUCUGACUCAGAUUCAUCUGAAAGCUUUGAUGAAGAAGUCACCGCCAAAGAACGUCCCCCGUCCCCACCCAAGGUAGAGAAGACGCCCGCGGCUGCCGGGGGCAAGGCCAAACCCAAGGCCGGCAAGGACAAAGGGGGAAAGGACAAAGGUCAGGAGGGCAAGGGGUCGCGACCCUCGUCCCAGCAGUUUGACAUCACCAAGCCCAACUGGACCCUCCGUGUGGUCAGCGAUGCUGUCACCGCUGAAGAGAUAGAGGUGAAGAAGGACACAGAAAGAGCCGACGAGAUCCGAGCGAUGAAGAAAGCGUGGGAGGAUGCUGAACCUGGGAGGGCUGCAAAGGCCCUUCAGUCUCGGCUCAAGUACCUCAACUCUCACACGGUCAAGCUGGGAGCCUCAGAGGAUGACCAGAGCGCUGAGACGGCCGCCUCUUCUCUGACCACCGGGACCGGCCCGCCCACCGCCGCCGAGUCCGGAGCCACGGUCACCGAGCAGGAGUCUCUACCCGGCCCACAGACCCCUGUGUCCUUGGGUGAGCAUUUCGAGUCAGAGACGACCCUGACCUUAGAGCCACCGCCCCCGCCAGCGGCGAAGGAAAUGCUCGAGCCUUUGGAUGUUACGCCGUUUGUGAGGAAAACUCUGGCAGAGCCCCGCUACCUUGGGGAGGAAGAGCUGCAUCAACUGUUGGAGAAACGUCAGAAAGAUGUGGCUGAGUACAAAGCUUUCCGCGAGCAGGUGGAGAGAUGGCGAGACGCUGACCGGCAGAUGCGCAACAAGACCAAGCUGCAGCAGCUGGAGCAGUGCCAGGCCCUGCAGGCGACCCUGGAUGCGGCCAGAGAACGCAUCAACAUUCCGAGAGAAUCUAUACGCCAACGCUUCCUGGACGCAGAGCAAAAGAGAAUAGAAGAACUAGCCAAUCAGGAAGCGGCAAUGAAGGCGGAGCUGGAAGCAAAGUCUCCCAAGGGAAGAAAGAAGAGCCCCAGUGGGAAGAAGAAGAAGUGAAAAAUUGGCACAACACCCAGUAGUUUAUUGUUUGCUGUCUGUGAUAUGAUUCUAUAUAAAAAAGAAAUGUUCAUGUUAUUAUUUUAUUAUUCUCUUUCUACAAAUCAAGGACCGGUUUCUCUUGUCCUGUUGCAAAUUUGGAUAUAUGCCAAGUAUUGAUCAGUCGUAGAUUAUUUUCAUUUCUUGAUGGGUUCUGUAACGUCUUUUAAGAAUAUCAGUCAAAUGCAGUAAAAAAUAUGUCACUUUUCUCUUCAGCAUUUGACCUCUGGGGAUAUUUGUUAUAAAAUCUGUCACUCAGCAAGCUGUCUCUUGUGUCAAUGUGAUGGUAAAAGUAGGUCUUUUAUUAUAACUGUGACCGAAAUCUGCGGGGACCAAACGUCAUCUGCGGGGACCAAACGUCUUCUGUGAAUAACAAAAGUAUUACCACACUUUUCUUUUGAAUUUCUAUGACAAUGACUUUGGCUGUGAUUGAAUGUUCUCUGAAUUGUGAUUUAGCAAGACUGUUUUCUGGGCCCUGAGCCAAACUUUCCCAAUUAAUUCUAAUUUUAUAAAAUGUUCUGGAAUUGAGAGUUGGAAAUGCUCACACUUUAUUUUCAUUUAUAUGAAGUUGUUUCUGUUUCCAUGGUUUUAUUACUCUCAUCAAAUUAAAAUAAUGCCAUUCGAGUCAGUUCAUACAUGUCUGAAUAUCUUCAUCUAUCGCAAUCAAAGCGGAGGUGGAUCUGUGAAGCAAACUUACGAGUAAAUGCAAUUUGAUAAAUUGAUUUAACAACUGCAGCCCUGUGUCGUUGGAAACAUAUAUUAGUUCAGUUAUGUGCAACUAAUGAAGGAUAUGUUGCUGCAAGAAGAUUUUCUAACGAAUGUCUUUGUCAGUAUCACUGAUCAUUUGCUUCAAAGAAUGUACAAUUCUCAAAUGCCUGCCAGUAUCCCAAUAUGUUUGUACAUAGUAAAUGAUAAAGCACUGGUAUAGUGCAGAUUUCCACUGAACAGCAAGCUCUAUGUGCUUUACAAUCUGUAUAAUAUUUCCCCAACAGACCCGAUAGCAUUUUAAUACAAUCUCUACUUCCUGGGAAGCAUACAUCAUGUAUGAGAACUCCCAUUCCGUCCAUUGAAGCCUGAUCCAUUCUUGAACAACCUCAGUGCUUUACCACAUUACUACAUUUCUAUGUUUGUCAAUAAAAAUGUAAAAGGAGAGAA
This is a messenger RNA of Aplysia californica (California sea hare), 7627 nucleotides long. RefSeq names its product androglobin. NCBI's taxonomy places the organism in Eukaryota, Metazoa, Mollusca, Gastropoda, Aplysiida, Aplysiidae. The record is from RefSeq and is a predicted model, not a curated record. Gene Ontology annotation, molecular function: heme binding; calcium-dependent cysteine-type endopeptidase activity; protein binding. Gene Ontology annotation, biological process: proteolysis.